UAAUGCGGAUUUACCUCUUCCGGAAAUCGGGGUCCGGUCCCCGGAUUUGAUGUUAGACGCGGAAGCACGUUAUCCGGUGUUCGUUGAGUUUUACCGCCAUUAAAAGGUUGCACUGAAAACUCGGACGAUCUUUGUGUUGUUAUUGAAGAACACAGCCAGCCAUCCGGCAUAACAAGUGGUGUCAGAAGUGGGAUUUUGCUUAUACGCCCUGCAGGGAGUCCAAAACCCGUUUCUUUUUGUGUAAUGUAUUGCAAUUCGUACCUCAAAGUGGACAGAGGUCUGCUACAGAGGUCGGAGAAGGAUCUCGUAGACUACCUUAAAUCACACAACGUGACAAUACCACCUCACGAGGCUGAUUUGACCCCCCUGCUAGUAUCCGACAGCAAAGGAAAGCGCCUUGCAGUGGUACACAGGGGCAGUAAUCCAAAACUUCCGAUACAGUUCUCAUGUAAAGGUGGUGCAAACUCAUCAACCCUAGUAUCCCUACUAAAAGAACAAAUUCCCAUCCUCAAGCAGAAAUUUGGUAAACCUGUUUAUGUUUAUUUCUGGGCUGGUACAUGCGACAUAACCUCAAAGCAAGGCUGUUAUAUAAACAUUUCUGGUACCUGUGUUAACACUAUACACAAAAUUAUCAACUGCUACAAAAGAGCGAGGGACUACACAAUAAAACAGGGGUGCAAAAUUCAAUUUAUUGGAGUACCUGUUUAUUCGGUUAGCCUUUACAAUGAUAUCCAAGGUCACCAUAAUCCGAGCAAGUUUCUAGAAACAGAUGCUGAAGUUGCCAGCCAGGUACACUUCUUGAACUCUCAAAUUGAACUUCUCAACACAGAACUUGGUACCACAACACUUAAAUUCAAUGCUGAUCUUCGUGAUUGUCGAAAAAAGGGAAAAGAGCGAUAUUUCAUAGAAUUAUUGGAGGACGGUCUCCACCCUGGGGAACUCUUGGCGAGGAAGUGGUUUAGGCGACUUGAAUUAAAUAUUGUGAAAACUUGUUUUGUGGACCAGGACAUUUUGGAAGUCCACGUCGACCAACAGGAACUGUUACAGUUAGCAUUUGAACAAAAUGUGUGAUAAAGAACAAGAAGUCACACCAGGGGAAGGAGAGUCUUCAGUUGACACUGCGUCAGCUGCGGCAUAUGAUAUGCUUCAAUUCGUAAUGAAAAGUUUUGAUGAGCAGCGUGAUACACAAAUGAAGAUGUUUCGGCAAACUAUGGUGGAGUUUGAAGACGAAAAGAAACGAAGCUUCGAGGCACAAAGUGAAAUGAUGAAGUCCUUCAUGCAAGAGACACGUCAUGAUAUUCAAAAUGCCAUAGGACAUCAAGCACCGCUUGCACAGAGUACAUUUUCAUCUAUGGGUCCACAACAGGAAUUUGGAAGGUCGACAGACAGAGGAUCGUUUGGUGGUUUUGACGAAGAACUCCGGGUGAUCCAGGAUAGAGAACGCUCAUAUUCAAGUCCAAACUUAAAUGGACAGAACUCUGCACUAUCCAGUACCCCCUCAUUGGAAAGACAGGAUAUGGGACGUAUGCUGAACAGACAUCAAGGAAAGGGUCCUCAAACAAAACUUCCAGUGUUUGAGGGAAAGGAGGAUAUAGAGGUUUUUAUUGUUCCCUUUGAACGGUUAGCAGAGCGUUAUAACUGGACAGACAAUGAGAAAGUGGACAGACUCUACGAAUGUCUAAAAGGAAGGGCCAUGUGGUACAUCUGCUCCUUACCAAGGGAGAUGAGAAGAGAUUACAGGAAUCUAAAGGAUAGUCUGAUCAAGCGGUUCGGACGAAGAGACCCACCCACAACAGCGAGAUCAAAAUUACACGAAGUAAGGCAACGCAGCCUAAGUAAUGACGAAUUUGGGGAAGAGGUUUGGCGCCUAGUUACCCUUGCUUAUCCUAAUGUAGAUCUCGACUUGCAAGAUCAAUUGGCUGCAGAGGCAUUCCUCAAGGGGUACAAGAACCCCAAGGUAUCUUAUGAUGUGUUGAACAAGAAACCAAAAACUAUCAAUGAGGCUAUUGAAAUGGUUACUUCACAAGAACAUAACUUCAAAGCCACCAUCGGUAGGGAGAAAGAGAUACGAGACAAGGCUCGGCGCGUUUCAUGGGCUGAUGGGGCUGGUGUAAAAAAUGUCUCCGAUGACGAAGAAGCGUUGAAUACACAGCGUGUUCAACUGCCAAACACUGCCUUAGAGUCGGACAACCUCAGUAAAUUAGAUGUUCGGAUGAAACAGCUUGAGGAUCUUGUUCGGAAUAGCUCGCUAGAGUGUCGCGCAAGAUUCGACCAGUUAGGGAACGAACGCCAAAGUGGGUUUAGCAAGGAAGGAAAGGAAUGUUACAGAUGUGGUGGUAAGGGACACUUCCAAAGAGAUUGCAGCUCUAGGAGAUCAAGAUCGCCCACACCACCGAACAGUCCCCGUUCUCGCUCACCACAGCAUGAUGUUAAGAUCACCCGGACCAAUAGGACAGAGAAAAGCAUUAUCGUCCCAGUAACGGUCAAUGGAACAACAACUGAAGCGGUUAUUGAUACUGGGGCCGACGCCACAGUCAUCUCUGAGAAAUGGGCAAAUGAAAUAAAUUUGCUGUAUGCUAAGCCAAAGAAAGAAAUUCGUCUAAUGACAGCUGAGGAUGGUGCAGAGAUGACAGGAUUAGGUGUAGUCACUGCGACUCUCCAAAUUGGGGAAGAGGUGAGGGAAUUACCAGUUGUGAUAGCUCCUAUCAGAGACAACAUACUGGUGGGCAUUGAUCUACUCCAAUCUGUACAGGCCAUUAUCCAUACUGGAGAAAAGAACCUGGAAGUCAACGGAAAAGUAAUCCCAGGACACUCUCAGUUGAACAGAUCUGGGACUGCUAUUGCCAGGAGUAUAGUUAGAGUACAUGCAGAUGUUGUGGUGCCACCAGGAAGUGAGAAAAUAAUCAUCGGAAGAUUGGAGACACCAUCAGACACUUCUCAAGCAAUACUGGAGGCAUUCAAUCAUCAAAGCGGAAUGCGAGUUGGGUCAUGUCUUGUCUCUAUGAAUCAAACUAUUCCUGUGAGAGUUCUCAACCUGAAGGAUAGCGAGAUUAAACUCACAAAUGGCACAUUUCUAGGAAAAGUUGAGGAAGCUGACCUAGCUUGGGACCCAAAUAUGAGCAGGGAGCCUUCCGUAAACACCAGUGUCGAGCCAGAACAUUUACAAGAGGCCCCUGGGACAAACGGAGAGGUUCCGUUGCAUGUACAGGAUAUUUUUGAAGAGUCCUCAAAAGGACUGUCAUCAAAUCAAAAAGAGGAUCUCUGUAUGCUGCUGAAUGACUUUCCUGAUAUAUUUGCUAAGGAUGACUACGACCUAGGCAGAUUCAGCGGAGUCAGACAUAAGAUUGACACAGGUGAAAACAAACCUAUACGUCAACCCGCAAGAAGGACACCAUUGGGUUUUCAAGCUGAGGAGGACGCCCAUCUACAAAAACUUCUUGACACUGGUGUUGUCAUUCCAUCUAGUUCUGAAUGGGCAUCACCGGUAGUACUUGUUCGCAAGAAAGAUGGUGGUGUGCGUUGGUGCAUAGACUAUCGAAAGGUGAAUGAGGUCAGUGUAAAAGAUGCUUACCCACUUCCAAAAAUUGAAGAGUGCCUUGAUACGCUUAGUGGUGCGACUCUAUUUUCCACCGUAGACUUAAUGAGUGGCUACCACCAAAUUGAAGUUGAUGAGAUGGACAGAUCAAAGACCGCCUUUGUCACCAAACAGGGGCUCUUUGAGUACACCAGAAUGCCUUUUGGCUUAUCCAACUCUCCCUCAACUUUCCAGCGUGCAAUGGAGCUCGUACUUAGAGGGUUUCAGUGGGUCAUACUUCUUAUUUAUCUGGACGAUGUGAUAGUGGCAUCCAGGUCUUUUGAAGAACAUAUGCAACAUCUGCGUCAGGUUUUCUCCCGGAUACGUGAACACGGUCUGAAGCUGAAAGCCAAGAAGUGCCGUUUGUUUCGUGAGGAAGUCCUCUUCCUGGGACACAUUAUUAACGGUGAUGGAAUCUCCACCAAUCCAAAGUUGGUAGAUGACGUCCUGAAUUGGCCUGUGCCAAGCAACUGUAGGGAGCUUCAGUCUUUUCUAGGACUUACCAACUACUACAGACGGUUCGUUCAAAAUUAUGCAGAGAUCGCUCUGCCACUGCAUGACCUCACACGGAAGGAGGUAAAAUUUGUAUGGGAAGACCGUCAGUGUGAGGCAUUCGAGGCCCUGAAGAAGGCAAUUACCACUGCUCCGAUAUUGUCAUACCCGUUGGAGAAUUGCAAAUUUGUCAUAGAUACGGAUGCUUCUAACAGGAGUAUAGGCGCCGUUCUUUCGCAAGUCCAAGAUGGGGAGGAGAAAGUUGUUGCAUAUGCAAGUAGAAGACUGACCCCUGCACAGGAGAAAUAUUGUGUGACACGACGCGAACUUCUUGCAGUUGUUGCUUUCUGCCAGCAUUUCAAACAUUAUCUUCUUGGCCGGAGGUUCUUAUUACGCACAGACCAUAGCAGUUUGUCAUGGCUUUUCCGAUUCAAGUCACCACAGGGACAGCUGGCGAGAUGGCUAGAGGAGGUCAGUCAAUACUCUUUUGACAUCGAACACCGUGCUGGGAAGCUGCAUGUGAACGCUGAUGCCAUGUCACGGAUUCCGGAUCACGAUUCGUGCCCUUGCUACUUCGCGGGUGCCACCGUUGAAACUCUACCCUGUGGAGGAUGUAUGUACUGUGCAAAACUACAGACUGCGUGGGAAAGAUUCGAGGAGGAUGUUGACGAUAUUGUGCCUAUAGCUGUUCGUUCGGCGGAGGUAACUGCUGUCGAAAAACACUCUGAGACCGGAGAGGACUCUAAUACGAAGGACGAUAUUCCUCAAUGUAACUGGCUACAGACCAAAAGUCCGAUGGAACUUCACGAAGAACAGAUGCAAGAUGAGGAUCUAAAACAACUGUAUUCAUGUGUGGCCAACAGCGAGACAGUUCCUCUGGGUGAGGCGCAAGCAAGAAGUCCUGCUCUGCGGAAGUAUCUACUAACCCUUCAGCAGUUCAAACUGAUACACGAUGUUCUCUACUACCAGUGGGAGGCAAAUGGACAGGAGUCACUGCGACUCCUGGUUCCAUUCCAGAUGAGAAAAGAGAUCAUGCAGGCAUGUCAUGAAGCUGUUUACUCCGGUCAUCAAGGGGAGAAGAGAACUCUGGAACGAGUGAAGAAAGACUUUCACUGGCACAACAUGUCGAUGGAUGUGAGCAUAUUUGUUCGGAAAUGUCAUGUAUGUGCCGCUGAAAAGAAGAGUAGUAGAACUAUGAGAGCACCUCUUCAGACCUACAUCUGCGGAGCGCCAAUGGACAGGAUACAAUUGGAUGUCGUGGGGCCUUUUCCUAUUAGUGAUGCUGGGAACAAAUACAUACUUGUCAUCAUCGACCAGUUCACGAAGUGGGUCGAGGCUUACCCAAUCACACAACAGGACAGUAACACGACAGCAAAAAAACUGGUCCUGGAGUUCAUCUCUAGAUUUGGCGUACCCCUGGAGAUCCACACGGAUCAAGGACGAAACUUCCAAAGCGCCCUGUUCAAGGAAGUAUGCCGGUUACUCGGAAUCGCACAAACCAGGACUACGCCCUAUCACCCUUCAUCUAAUGGUCAGGUUGAGCGGUUUAACCGCACGCUGUUGCAGAUGAUCAGGUGUUAUCUAGAUCAUGGCCAGGCGCAUUGGGAUGAGAACAUUCCCCUUCUUCUGUCUGCUUAUCGAAGUACGCCACACCCUGCGACAGGAUUUACACCAAACCUGUUGAUGCUGGGUAGGGAGGUCCAUUCUCCUCCCGAGCUGAUCUACAUGGAUCCGGAUAUUUCGCGUUCCUCUGAUGACGCACCCACCUACCUCGACCGGAUGUUAGAGGGUAUGCACAUUACAGAGGAAUUAGCUAGGAAAACAUUGAGGGCUUCAAAGGUACAUCAGAAAAAAGUAUAUGAUCUACGGGCUAGGGGAAGAGAGUACCACGUCGGGGAUCUUGUAUACGUGAAGAACCAAUCACGAUCUGUUGGACAAUCUCCGAAACUCCAAUCUGUUUGGAAUGGUCCUUUUGUGAUCACCAAGAAAUUUGGUCCGGUCGUGUAUGAGGUCCGUGGCCGCAAGAAGGCUUCAGUUCUUCACCAUGACCGGCUAAAACAAUAUUUGUCUGAGGUCAUCCCGGCCUGGGUUACCAAGAUAAAGCAUGAUCUUGGUACCUCCUCUCUCCCAACGAUUGCUGAGGAAGACCAUCUUCCAACCAUGGAUAAGAAGUUCGGGACAGAGGAAAACCACCACGAGUCGCAGAACAGCCAACAAUCGCUGAAAGCCAGUUUACCAGAGGAAGAGCCAAAGACACCUGUGCCAACUGGGAUGUGUUCACAGCGAACCAUCUCAGAUGAACCAUCCCGGUCCUCGCGUUACGGCCGGGCAUAUAAGCAGCCUACCAAGCUUGACCUUUAGCAGGAGCUAAAGGAGCCUGGAAGGGGGUGGUGUAAUGCGGAUUUACCUCUUCCGGAAAUCGGGGUCCGGUCCCCGGAUUUGAUGUUAGACGCGGAAGCACGUUAUCCGGUGUUCGUUGAGUUUUACCGCCAUUAAAAGGUUGCACUGAAAACUCGGACGAUCUUUGUGUUGUUAUUGAAGAACACAGCCAGCCAUCCGGCAUAAC
Molecule: messenger RNA, 6632 nt
Organism: Mizuhopecten yessoensis (Yesso scallop)
Lineage: Eukaryota; Metazoa; Mollusca; Bivalvia; Pectinida; Pectinidae
Exons: 2
Coding region: 1064-6427 (1787 amino acids)
Biological process (GO): proteolysis; DNA integration
Molecular function (GO): aspartic-type endopeptidase activity; nucleic acid binding; zinc ion binding
Source: RefSeq, a predicted model, not a curated record